AUGGCUUCCACCAUGCCCGCCCAGCACGGCCACAGCGAAGGCUGCUGCAACAUCCCGCCCGUCGUCUCCAAGGGCUACGAGGCCAAGGGUAGCUACGAGGAGAUCGGAGGCUUCAAGACCUACGUCACCGGCCCCUCGGACGCGAAGAAGGCCAUCGUGGUCACAUACGACAUCUUCGGAUUCUUCCCCCAGACCCUGCAGGGCGCCGACAUCCUGGCCACCAGCGACGCCCAGAAGUACCGCGUCUUCAUCCCCGACUGGUUCGCCGGCGAGCCCGCACCCAUCGAGUGGUUCCCUCCCGACAACGAGGAGAAGCAGAAGAAGCUCGGCAACUUCUUCCAAAAGUUCCCCCCUCCCAAGAUCGCCGGCCAGGUCCCCGACUACGUCAAGGCUAUCCAAUCCAAGUACUCAAUCAUUGAGGCCUUCGGUGCCCUUGGUUAUUGCUGGGGAGGCAAGGUCGUUUCCCUCGUCACUUCUUCCAACAACAACCCCUUCAAGAUCGGCGCUCAGAUUCACCCCGCAAUGGUCGACCCCGAGGACGCAAAGGGCAUCAAGACCCCGUUGAUCUUGCUCGCUUCCAAGGAUGAGGGUGAGGAGGACGUCAAGAAGUUCGAUGAGAACUUGAACGUGACUAAGCACGUCGAGACCUUCAAGGACCAGAUUCACGGCUGGAUGGCUGCUCGCUCGGACUUGGAGGACCCUCGUGUCAAGGCGGAGUACACCCGGGGCUACAAGACUGUUCUCCAGUUCUUCAGCAAGAACUUUUGA
Molecule: messenger RNA, 768 nt
Organism: Colletotrichum karsti
Lineage: Eukaryota; Fungi; Ascomycota; Sordariomycetes; Glomerellales; Glomerellaceae
Product: dienelactone hydrolase
Exons: 3
Coding region: 1-768 (255 amino acids)
Molecular function (GO): hydrolase activity
Source: RefSeq, a predicted model, not a curated record